This is a messenger RNA of Dictyostelium purpureum, 186 nucleotides long. RefSeq lists its product as uncharacterized. The coding region runs from base 1 to 186 and encodes 61 amino acids. NCBI's taxonomy places the organism in Eukaryota, Evosea, Eumycetozoa, Dictyosteliales, Dictyosteliaceae. The transcript has a single exon. The record is from RefSeq and is a predicted model, not a curated record.
AUGAAAUCGAAUGUUGGUAGUUCAAAUGCAGGUACUAAUGGUUCACCAAUCAUCCUAUUGAAUACUUCAGAAGAAAUCAAUGGUUAUAGAAUUGCAAAAAAGAAUUUAGCAAUGGAAAAAGAUUUAGAAACCAAACAGUUUAUAGAAAGUCAAAAAAAUAGCAGUAGAUCCAAGAAAUCUCGAUGA